Molecule: messenger RNA, 2054 nt
Organism: Toxotes jaculatrix (banded archerfish)
Lineage: Eukaryota; Metazoa; Chordata; Actinopteri; Toxotidae
Product: arylamine N-acetyltransferase, pineal gland isozyme NAT-10-like
Exons: 2
Coding region: 1-873 (290 amino acids)
Molecular function (GO): acetyltransferase activity
Source: RefSeq, a predicted model, not a curated record
AUGAAUUUGGAGGAGUACUUCAAAAGAAUUGGUUUCCAUGGCUCAUAUGAAAACCCGGAUCUUGCAACACUGAAGCUGAUCCAUAAACAACACAUCUUGUCUAUUCCGUUUGAAAACCUCAGCAUUCACUGUGGUGAGAAGAUCAUCAUGGACCUUGAAGUCAUUUUCAAUAAGAUAGUGAGGAGCAGUCGUGGGGGUUGGUGCCUUGAGAACAACUUCCUGUUCAGCUGGGUGCUGAGAGAAAUGGGCUACAACACUACGACCUUGGGCUCCAGAGUUUUCAACAGUACCCUCAAUGACUUUGGUCCUCUUGAUACUCAUCUCGUCAACAAGGUUAUCAUUGAUGGAAAGGCUUACAUUACAGAUGUAAGCUUUGGGGUGUCUUUCCAAGUGUGGGAGCCCCUGGAGCUCAUCUCUGGAAAGGACCAACCUCAGGCAGCGGGGGUCUUUCGUCUCAUAGAUAAGGGGGGCGUCUGGGUGCUGGAGAAGACUGGUAGAAAGCCAGAGGUCAUCAAUCCAAAGUUUGCUGAAUCAAGUCUGGUAAACAGGAAGGAAACAAAGCAGAUCUACUGCUUCACCUUGGUGCCUCGGGAACCAGAUCAUUUCUUUGAGAUAAACCACACACUUCAGACAGAUCCUAAUUCACUGUUCACCAAUAAGUCCAUCUGCUCUUUGCAAACACCCACAGGGUUCAGAGUCCUGAUUGGCUGGACCUACAGUGAGGUCACCUACAAACCUGAGGAAGGUGUUGAUGUCUUAGACAUGAGAGACAUACCAGAUGAUGAGAUAGAACAAAUUCUGAGGGAAAAGUUCAGUGUAAAGUUGCACAAGAAGCUAAACCCUGUCAGCAACAAAGCAUGCUACACCCUCUGAAAAAAUGUGUCUUUAUAUUAGAACUGAUCAAAGUAAAAAUAUGUUAAAAAUAAUAAUGUUAGUCAUCAACAUUUUUGACAAAAAAAUAAUGUAUAUUUAAAUCAGGUAUCCCAGAAUGCCAGGUUACACUUUGCCAAAAAAGUGCUGUAAAAAAACAAAUUUUGCUGACUAAACUACUAUUAAUAAACAGGAGUAUUGAAGAGAUGAAAGUGUGAAGAAAGUCACGAUAAUGGUAGGAAUGUUAAUACUUCACUAUAUUGAGUUACCCAGCAAAGCAUUUUAGUUUUGAAUAGACUUGAGUAAGACUUUUAUAUUGAUCAUCCAAUGAAACAAAAAAGGUUGCUGUCCUACCAGAGCGAGUGAGUGGUGGGAGAAACAUACUAGGUCGUUUUACUCUUCAGUACGUUACCAAAGAUUGGAGACUUCUCAUUAGUGUUGUGUCCUGUAUCCUCUGUCCACAAAGGUCUGAUUAAUGUGGUGCAGUAUAAAGUUUGGCUGACUGAUGGAGCCCACAGGAUGUAUCAGAGAACUGGACUGUGUAAGAAUGAAGUAUCUCAAGUUCAUUGAAGGAGCAGACAUGUCUUUGUCAUUGAGAGUAUUAGCAGCCAAGGAAAAGCUAUUUUCAGUCUAAGAAAAUCUAUAUAAAAAGAACAAUGUUGUUAUUAUUAUGGUACAUACUGUUCGUUUAUGUCACUGCAAUCUACUAAGCUUCAAGUGAUAUGUUAUCAAGUCAUAUAUGAAUGCCAACCUGCAUGUCCUUGACUUAAUCUCAUCUGUAUUCUGUGUACUCACUCACAUAUUAUCAUCAUUGUGCUUAAAUAUUAUGUUCAUAAACUUUUACAUCCUUUUCCUCUGAAACAUGGCUGAGCCUGUGGUUUUGUAAGAGGGCUGGAGGUGGAAACUGAGCUUCAUGAGAAGAGAGUAAAAAAUUUAAAGGGCCAGUGACAUAGUUUAUUUUGUAUUAUGAAGUUUAUCAUUGUCUGUUUGAUACAUGUUUGUGAAUUGGGCAUUUAGUCAAUUUGUUGUUAGCGUCUACCUCUCCCUGGCUAAAGCUCAUAUCCUCUUCUUAGCUUUUCAUAUCACGGAAAAACAAGUGUUGGAGUAAUCUCAGUUGAGUUUUAUGACUACAUUUGAAGACCUUGGGUGGACAACUGCUAGGGCAGUCCUAUUAAAAUUAUUUA